This is a messenger RNA of Salvelinus sp. IW2-2015, 2637 nucleotides long. Its product is annotated as protogenin A-like. Gene Ontology annotation, molecular function: protein binding. The record is from RefSeq and is a predicted model, not a curated record. Gene Ontology annotation, biological process: cell-cell adhesion. Lineage: Eukaryota; Metazoa; Chordata; Actinopteri; Salmoniformes; Salmonidae.
CGAGGAAAAAGUAUUCCCUGCUGCGAUCAGGAGCGCAGUCACUUUCCUCUUGGAUUAGCCACGUAGUUCGACUGGAGGUAGUGGCUGAGAGAGUUAGUAUGCGAGAACAAUUUGAAUAAAUGGAGUCUUUUAAAAGGAAAUUAUAUCAGCGCUUCCUGUUUUUUGCGUUUUUUCUUCCAAUCUCAGGUGUUUUGUGUUUUAGUGAGUUAUUUUUUAUCAAAGAGCCCCACGAUGUUACUGUCAUGCGGAAGGAUGCCGUUAUAUUGGACUGUCAGGCGCACGGAGAGUCGCCUAUUGCCAUCAGGUGGCUUAAAAAUGGAGUAAAAGUUGCAGAGAAUGACCGCGUCUACAUUCUCUCCAACGGCUCMCUUUCUAUUYCGGAGGUGGAGAGCAGGAGAGGAGACAAAUCAGAUGAAGGGUUUUACCAGUGCCUCGCUCAGAACAAGUAUGGAGCCAUCCUGAGCCAGAAAGUCUGUCUUACAAUUGCAAGUAUCUCCCCCUUUACAAAUCAGCCAACAUCCAUUGUGGUGACAGAAGGAUCAGUCGCCCGUUUCACCUGCAAAGUCACUGCAAGCCCUCCWCCCAUCAUCACCUGGGAGUUCAAUCGGGUCAUGUUACCCCUGGCAACUAAAAGAAUCACCAUUUUGCCCAGCGGCGUUUUGCAGAUYYAYGGGGUGGAAAAAGGGGAUGCUGGGAACUAUCGYUGUGUGGCGACCAACAUCGCCAACCGUCGCCGGAGUACAGAAGCAACCCUCACUGUCACUCCAGCUCCAAGCCCCAAACUGCCUCAGAGGCCUCGUAUCAUCGCCGGGCCCCAGAAUGCCACUGUGUCCCUGCACCAAAGUGCCAUCCUGGAAUGCAUGGCUACAGGGAACCCCCAACCCCUCAUAUCCUGGAGCCGAGCCGACAGCAAGUCCAUCGAUGUUUUCAACACCAAGGUGCUGGGCAAUGGCAACCUCAUCAUCUCUGACAUCAAACCCCAACACGGAGGAGUGUACAUGUGCAGAGCCACUACCCCUGGCACACGCAACUAUACCAUCGCCACAGCCAACAUCACUGUGCUAGCGCCUCCGUCCUUGGUGGAGUGGCCGGAGAGCCUGACCCGUCCGCGUGCGGGCACGGCCCGCUUUGUGUGCCAGGCUGAGGGUGUUCCCCUGCCCCACAUCACUUGGCUGAAGAACGGAGAGAAGGUCCACUCCAACGGACGCAUCAAGAUGUACAACAGUAAACUGGUGAUCAACCAGAUCAUCCCUGAGGAUGAUGCCAUCUACCAGUGCCAGGUAGAGAAUGAGCAGGGCUCUGUGCUGUCCAUGGCCCGGCUCAUAGUGGUGAUGUCAGAGGACCGGCCCAGCGCGCCCAGGAACAUCCGGGCUGACACUGUAUCCAGCUCCGCCAUCUUGCUGGCCUGGGAGAGACCACUGUACAACUCAGACAAAGUGAUCGCCUACUCUGUGCACUACAUGAAGGCUGAAGGCUUGAACAACGAGGAAUAUCAGGUUGUCAUUGGCAACGACACAACCCGGUACAUUAUUGAUGACCUGGAGUCAGUGCGGAACUACACCUUCUACAUCGUGGCCUACAUGCCCAUGGGAGCCAGCCGCAUGUCAGACCAUGUGUUCCAGCACACCCUGGAGGAUGUGCCCCUGCGUGCUCCAGAGCUCAGCCUCACCAGCCGCAGCCCCACAGACAUCCAGGUGUCCUGGCAGCCCCUUGCAGCCAAGCUAAGCCGCGGCCRGGUGUCGGCCUACCGCUUGUCCUAUCGUACCAGCGCUGACCAGGCCGUCACCCAGCUGGAGCUUCCUGGGGAGAUGACCCAGUAUCUCCUGGAGGGCCUGCAGCCCGACACCAUCUACCUCCUCCGCAUCGCUGCAGCCACUAGCGUGGGCUGGGGGGAACAGUCAGCCUGGACCUCCCACCGCACCCCUAAKGCGUCCAGCGCCAAAGUGCCUCUGGCCCCUGAGCUACAGUUGGAGCCUCUGAACUGCACCACCAUCAUAGUGCGCUGGCAGCUGGCACCAGGAAACUCUGUCAGCGUCCAGGGCUACAGGCUGUUCUACCACGAGGAGAGCCAGGCUGAGAGUUCCCCCAUCCAGCUGCGUGUCCAGGACAACAGGCACACCAUUGGAGGCCUGGGUGAGUAGACUCCACAUAGUACACCCGCCCUAUGAUCUCACAUUGUUGCUGAUGACAUUUGUCUUGAUUUUGGAUUUCAAUUGCAAGAUUAAGAAUAUGUUCUAGUCAAUGCAUGGUUACACAAUGAAAGUCCUCCUUAAAUUGGAUUUGGAUCAAAGAUGCUCUUAAAAAACAUUUUCUGUGUCCUCACCAGGCAUGUUUAAGGUCUUUUUAGGAUCAGAAAAGCCCAUUAGUUUKGCAAGGACAAAGUAUUUUCAUGUGAGUUGUGGGGGCUCAUGUCCAUAGGUCCAGAAAGAAGCCAACCCCCCAUGACCUUACGGCCCUGGCCUGGUUUCCAAUGUAUGUCCCCCCAACAGAUUUAGAAAUAGCUGCUAGCUGGGACUGAGGAAGGGGUGUUGGGGGCAUAUGCUGGUUCUCUGGCCUCUGGGUCAAAUUCAUUUUGCCAAGUUGGAGAGUGUGGAAGGAAAGGGAGUCCCACACUACUGCAGUGGACAACUGACCAUC